Molecule: messenger RNA, 1347 nt
Organism: Adineta steineri
Lineage: Eukaryota; Metazoa; Rotifera; Eurotatoria; Adinetida; Adinetidae
Source: the annotation of a GenBank genome assembly
AUGCUUCGUAUUUUUCGGUAUCGUUGUAUUAUACUUCGUUAUAUUAUUCUAUGGUUAUUUAUAAUAACUACAAUCAAAUUAACAACAAUAUUAUAUUAUGAUCUUCAACAACAAUCAAUCGAUAGUACUUCAUUAGCUUUACCAUUUGAUGAUACUAAUACAAAUAAAGAUAAAUUAUUUAAUCCAAUAGCAAAUUCUAAUACAUCAAUUAUUAUUAACCGAACUACAAUUGAAUAUUAUCGAAAAUAUGUUGAAAGAAAAAAUUAUGAACAAUUUAUGUAUAAUAAACAUUUAUUUUCAUCAUCAACACGAUAUGUUCUACUUGUACAAGUACAUACACGUGUUGUUUAUUUAAAAAAAUUUAUUGAAAUGUUACGUUCAGUUGAAACAAUAAAUGAAACAUUAGUGAUAUUCAGUCAUGAUUUUAUAGAUCCAAAGAUAAAUAUACUUGUAACAAAUAUUACAUUUGUUCCGGUGAUUCAAAUUUUUUAUCCAUUUUCUCAACAACUUUAUCCAGAUGAAUUUCCUGGUCUCGAUCCAAAUGAUUGUCCACGUGAUUUAGCUAAACAUAAAGCGUUAGCUGCCCGAUGUAAAAAUGCACCAUAUCCAGAUAAAUAUGGACAUUAUAGAGAAGUGUCAAUUGUACAAAUAAAACAUCAUUGGUGGUGGAAACUCAAUUAUGUGUUUAAUUCAAUUGAAACCUUACAAAAUCGUUCAGAUCUUUUAUUACUUUUAUUAGAAGAAGAUUUUUAUUUAUCACCUGAUGCACUUGUUUUUUUAAGUAAAAUGGAAAAUGAACAAGCAAAACUUUGCCCAGAAUGUUUAUUUUUCACAUUGGGUAAUUUGGAAAAAUCAGGUCGACAAUUUGAAAAACUUGGUUCUAAAGUAUCGAUUGCAUAUUGGCAUGCGAGAUAUAAUCUUGGUAUGACAGUAUCAUAUUCUUUAUGGAAGUUACUUGUCAAAUAUGCUGAAGAAUUUUGUAACGUUGAUGAUUAUAAUUGGGAUUGGUCGCUUGUUUAUUUAGUACAACAACGUUUAAACUAUCCUCGUGUUAUGUGGUCAAGUGCUACACGACUUAUUCAUCUUGGUUCAUGUGGUACUCAUCAUAAAAAAACAUGUUCAAGUGAAUCUGAUAUUGCUCGAUGGCAAGAAACUGAUAAAUUCUAUACUAAUAAUCAAAAAUAUUUAUUUCCAACAAAACCUUUAUCAGUACAUUUAAAAUACGAAGCUAAACGAGCAGUUAAACAAACCAAUGGAGGAUGGUCAGAUUUACGAGAUCGACAAUUAUGUUUAUCAUUUGCAUUAAAAAAUACCAAAGAUAUAUCACAGACUAAUAAAAAAAUUUGA